UGCAAUAAAUAAACAGAGACCAGAAAAAGAAAACAAACGAAGAAAAGGCCAUAAAGAAAAGCCCAUUAGUCACCCGCUCGAGCCUCCUACCCUUCACACACCCCACUGGUCUAUCUGCCUUCCCUGCCAUCGCAACAGGGCCAGCAUCUACUGCACUGCUUCAGCUCUGCAACGAUGGACCCACUGCUCCCUUACUCCUCCCCCUAAAAAGGAGAAAAAAAAAGCCCUCCUUUCUCUUUCCAUCUCUCUUUUCCCUUUCCCCAUUUUUAUCUAUCCGACUGUUUGGCAUGCUUAAUCCCCUCACCUUUUCUAGCUUAAAUAAAUAAUGGAGAGCAGAAGAGAGAUAUUAGAUGCCAGAUGUAGCAGCUGGAUUCAAGGGGGAGUAGAGGCUGGGGAAGGAAGAUAGUGAGUGGUGCAGGCGGUACGGGGAAGGCAUUGUUAACCCUCGCUUUUGACUCCUCCGCUUUUGGCAAAGCUGAUGUUAUAGGCUGAGCACCACAGCAAAAGCUCCAGAAAAAAGAUGACCCUUUCUUCGAUUUCUUAGCCUUCAUAGUUUUCUACCCCCUCCCUCCUCCUCUUAUCUGUCGUAAAUAUUUAAUUUUACCCAUAGACUAAUGAGUCGUAUGCCGAGUAGGCGAUACACCUCCUUUCCCCCGCUUCGGCCUUUGCGGGUUUGUCCCUAAUUUAAACCGGAGAUAAAGCCGAGCCUCUAUUACUCUCCGCCUUCUUUCAUGGCCGCGGCGAUGGUUUUGUUUCUCCGGCGGAGCUAAUUGCUCCUGGGACGACUUUGUCGCGCUACAGUUCAGGUUUCACUUUUGCGAGGUGGUGUGGUAGAUGGGGAUCGAUCUGAACACGAUCGAGGAGGAGGAGGAGGAGGAGCCGUCGGGGAUUCGGCCGCAUCAGCCGCCACCUGCAGCCGGCGGUGUGAGUUCCAUGUGCUUGGAGUUGUGGCACGCAUGCGCCGGGCCGAGGAUUUCUCUUCCAAGGAAGGGGAGCUUGGUGGUAUACUUGCCUCAGGGGCACCUCGAGCAUCUUGCCGGCGGACAGCGCUCCGCUGGAGGAGGGAUGCUGAUUCGUUACGAUGUUCCUCCUCAUGUGUUCUGCCGGGUCGUAGAAGUCCAGCUUCGUGCAGAUGCAGCGACGGAUGAGGUUUACGCGCAGCUCUCUAUGAUUGCGGAAAACGAGGCAUUCGAGAAGCAGAUUCAAGGAGGCGUUGAGGGAGAAGGGGAGGAAGUGGAUGAGAUGGAUGGUGGAGACCAAUCCCCAGUUCCGCAUAUGUUCUGCAAGACUCUCACGGCAUCUGACACGAGCACCCAUGGGGGCUUUUCCGUACCACGCCGAGCUGCUGAGGACUGUUUUCCUCCUCUGGAUUACAGACAGCAGAGGCCUUCCCAAGAGCUAAUUGCUAAAGAUUUACACGGAGUGGAGUGGCGCUUUCGGCACAUUUACAGGGGUCAACCCCGUCGGCACUUGCUCACAACUGGCUGGAGUGCAUUUGUAAACAAAAAAAAACUUGUUUCUGGGGAUGCUGUUCUUUUUCUUCGUGGGGGUAAUGGGGAGCUUAGAUUGGGGAUUCGGAGGGCAUCCCAAAUAAAGGGCAACAUUGCUCACAACAUUUCUGGAAGUCAGAACUUGAAUGUUGGACCUGGUUCAUUGGCAUCGCUGGCAAAUGCCAUGUCGACAAAAAAAAUGUUUCCUAUUAAUUAUAAUCCAAGGGCUAACCAGUCGGAGUUCAUUGUACCUUAUUGGAAGUUUAGGAAGAGCUGCAGUUAUUCAAUUUCUGUCGGGACAAGGUUCAAGAUGCGUUUCGAAAGUGAAGAUGCAGCAGAGAGAAGGUGCACGGGAUUGAUUACUGCAGUUAGCGACCUGGAUCCGAUCCAGUGGCCUGGUUCAAAAUGGAGGUGCCUUGUGGUAAGAUGGGAUGAAGAUGAUGUGGACAACAGUUUACAUAACAGGGUCUCUCCUUGGGAAGUAGAGCCCACCGGAUCAGUCUCUUGUCCAAACAGUCUCUUAGCUUCUGGUUCAAAAAGAACUAGAAUUAGUAUUCCCUCUAUCAGUGCUGAUUAUCCACAUCCUAGUGGAAGUGGUUAUCAGAGCUUGCGGGAAUCUGCAAGGUUCCAAGAGGUCUUGCAAGGUCAAGAAAUUUUUGGUUUUAAGUCUCCUUAUAACGGGGGUGAUGCAACUCUUCCUCAUCUUUCUGAGAUGAGAAGCCAUCAUUUGCCUGAAAUGAGGAGAUGCAUUGCCAACCCUAACAGCUGCUCUUUAGCUGGCUCAGGAGGCAAUGCCAGAGUUCCGCCUGGAAACUCUGAUUUUCAUUUCCAGGGCACAGGCUUUGGGGAAUCUAUGCGGUUCCAUAAGGUCUUGCAAGGUCAAGAAAUAGUACCAGUGUUGCCAUCAUUCCGUGGUUUGGCUGUUGAAAGUCAUAGAGAAAAUGAUGGAUCUAAAAUAUUUGAAUCCUACAGUGCUGGAAGGUGUUCUGCUCCGCCACUUCAAGGCUACUGUACCUUCAUACAGCCAUGCACCACAGCAGCUCAAGUCUCUUCACCUUCUUCAGUGUUGAUGUUUCAACAAGCUGCCUCUCAACUUCCAUGCACUUAUUCGUUAUAUGACACAAAUGAAAAGGAGAAAGCUGAUGAUAGCAACUUAUCUGCCCCAAUAUCUUCAGCUGAGGGAACUCGUGUGCAACCGGCUUCCUUCACAACUCGUUGUGAAAAUUUGACGAGGUUUAAAGCGCCAGUUCAUAAGAACGGUCAGAGCAUCAUUCAUGGUAGUGGUAGCAGUUGUAGGCUCUUUGGCUUCCCACUCACAGAGAAGAUUCCCGUUACCAAUGUGGUGGCAAGCUCUUUGAAUGAGUCUCCUUUAAUUGAGCCUAGCAUCAAAUCAUCCUUCCCAAGCCAAAGGCCUCAAAUUCCAACGAAUAAUCCAGGCCAUGGAUGCACUAGAUGUCCCUUAUUUGUUGCAGGCAGGCCUGUUAAUCUCCCGGAGCUUGCUUGAUAUGCCUAUAUAAUGGAAAGCUUGGACGACCUUCUAUCUUGAGGUUACGUUCUCACCAACUUGCUUUUCUUCAUGCAGGUGGUUUGUAUGAUGCUCAUAGUGCAAAAUUCUCUGAUAAUUUGUGGAAGCACUUUUUAUCUUUUAAUAUUACUCCUGUCUUUUUAGUGAGAUUAUCUGCCUGACUUUGGUAAGCCUGUAAAUUACCAUUCAAUGCUUCACUCUGUACUUUUGAAGCAUGUUUGAACAUAAUAUAAAAACUGAACUAAACAUGUUUGUACUCUGCUGUAGUAAGUUGUGAAAAAAUAUUUCGGAGAAUAUUGAUGAACCUAUUCAGCUAAUGCGAAACUUAAACCUA
This is a messenger RNA of Phalaenopsis equestris, 3349 nucleotides long. RefSeq names its product auxin response factor 3-like. The transcript is spliced from 12 exons. Lineage: Eukaryota; Viridiplantae; Streptophyta; Magnoliopsida; Asparagales; Orchidaceae. Gene Ontology annotation, biological process: regulation of DNA-templated transcription; response to hormone. Gene Ontology annotation, molecular function: DNA binding. Gene Ontology annotation, cellular component: nucleus. The record is from RefSeq and is a predicted model, not a curated record. Bases 835 to 2994 code for a protein of 719 amino acids.